Messenger RNA from Tinamus guttatus (white-throated tinamou), 4551 nucleotides. Lineage: Eukaryota; Metazoa; Chordata; Aves; Tinamiformes; Tinamidae. The record is from RefSeq and is a predicted model, not a curated record.
AUGGCGCUAGAGAGGCAGUCCGCUACGCGAGGACUGGGGGAGCUGCGUGUGACUGCAGCCGCCGUGCCCGCUUCUGCAGGCUACCCCCACAGCAAUCAGCCGUCUUUGCGGCAGCGAAGCAAAGGCUCAAAGUCUUAUUUUGCAUUUUGUUUUCCUUCUGCAGCUGUCUCCAACCUGGAUGCAGAGAGCAAACUGAGUGUCUAUUACCGAGCACCUUGGCAUCAGCAAAGAAAUAUCUUCCUCCCCUCCACGAGGCCGCCGUGCGUGGAGGAGCUGCACCACCACGCCAAGCAGAACCUGCGAGCCUUGCGCAGAGAGCAUCGAAACCGAGGUGAUAUCAGAGAGCAAAAAGUCCAAGGCUCCAUCUCUGUGGUGGCUCCCCCUUUUCCUCCCUUCCCUGCAAUCUGCAGUCAAAAGAGACAAGCGAUAAAGGACCGGCACUUGCUCCCUUUUAGCAGCACCCGCUCGCCCUCCCCAAUUGAGUGUUGCCACAUGACCCCAUGGAGUAGAAAGUCCCAUCCACCAGAGGACGAAGAUACAGAUGUCAUGUUAGGGCAGAGGCCGAAAAAUCCAAUACAUAAUAUCCCUUCUACACUGGAUAAACAAACCAAUUGGAGUAAAGCACUACCUCUGCCAACUCCAGAGGAGAAAAUGAAACAAGAUGCCCAAGUGAUUUCUUCUUGCAUUAUCCCCAUCAAUGUCACUGGAGUUGGUUUUGACAGAGAGGCUAGUAUACGCUGCUCUCUUGUUCACUCACAAUCUGUACUACAGCGGAGACGAAAGUUGAGGAGGAGGAAAACCAUCUCUGGCAUCCCCAGAAGAGUGCAACAAGAAAUAGAUUCCGAUGAAUCGCCGGUGGCAAGAGAACGCAAUGUGAUUGUGCAUGCGAACCCGGACUUUGCUGCCGCCGCCAACCGGAGGUCGGGCACGCGGGACUCGGAGUGCCAGACUGAGGAAAUCCUCAUUGCUGCUCCCUCCCGAAGACGGAUCCGAGCGCAGAGAGGGCGGAGCGUCGUCGCCUCCCUGUCACAUCCUGCUGGCAACAUUUUGGUGCUAGCAGACAACGGAGAUGCCGUGUUUGCUACCGCAGUGAGCAACCGCAUCCGCUCACGGAGUCUUCCUCGCGAGGGUGCGAGAGCCAACGAGGGUGAUCAGGAUGCCAGUGCCAAAAGCUCAGCAUACGAAGCAGAACGCUUUCUAGCAAGCCAGGAAAGGAUCCCGAGAAAGGGGAAGGAGGUCAUGAACAAACAGGGUUCACAGGAACAUCAGCCCAUAGGUUUAACGUGUCCUCAGCACUUGCACAGCCCAGAUCACAGCAUCGGUGAGAGAGGCAGAUCACGGCUCUCAAGGAUGGCAGAUUCAGGAAGCUGUGAGAUUUCCUCCAACUCGGAUACCUUUGGGAGCCCCAUCCACUCAAUCUCCACAGCAGGAGUCCUGCUCAGCAGCCACAUGGACCAGAAAGAUGACCACCAGUCCUCCAGUGGGAACUGGAGUGGGAGCAGCUCCACAUGCCCCUCUCAGACAUCCGAAACCAUUCCCCCUGCUGCCUCUCCUCCGCUGACGGGCUCUUCGCACUGUGACUCCGAGCUGUCGCUGAACACCGCUCCCAAUGCCAACGAGGACUCCAGCGUCUUCAUCACAGAGCAGUUUGGCGACCACCUGGACAAGGUCAGAGGCCACAGGGCAAGCUCCUUCACCUCCACAGUAGCAGACUUACUGGAUGACCCCAACAACAGCAACACUAGUGACAGCGAGUGGAACUACCUGCACCACCACCACGACGCCUCCUGUCGCCAGGACUUCAGCCCCGAGCGCCCCAAGGCCGACAGCCUGGGGUGCCCGAGUUUCACGAGCAUGGCCACUUAUGAUAGCUUCCUCGAGAAGAGCCCGUCUGACAAGGCAGACACCAGCUCACACUUCUCCGUGGAUACAGAAGGAUACUAUACUUCCAUGCACUUUGACUGUGGUCUCAAGGGUAAUAAAAGUUAUAUUUGCAACUAUGCAGCCGCGGGCUCUGAGAGUGGCCAGAACACGAGUGUGACCUCCAGCCUCACUGAGUGCGCCUGGCAGGACUGCAUGAACCACAGGAGGCAAGGAAGGCAGAGCAUCUCUCUGAAGAAACCAAAGGCAAAGCCAGCCCCACCAAAACGCAGCUCGUCUUUGAGGAAAUCUGAGAGCAGCACGGAUCUUCCAGAAAAGAAAGAACCAAAGAUAAGCAGUGGGCAGCAUGUAUCUCACACUUCCAGGGAAAUGAAGCUGCCACUUGAGUUCUCAAACACACCUUCCAGAGUGGAAAACUCUAAUCUGCCAACCAAACAGGAGCUCUCCUGGGCAAACCAGAAUGACAGUGGAUUAAAGGACACUCAGUUUGACACCACAGAUAUUCCGUCGUUUAAAGAUGAAGGUGCUGAACCAUCCCACUAUGCAGAUCUCUGGCUUCUAAAUGACUUGAAAUCUAAUGAUCCCUAUAGGUCUUUAUCCAAUUCAAGCACUGCUACGGGUACUACAGUCAUAGAGUGCAUCAAAUCCCCAGAGAGCUCUGAAUCCCAAACAUCACAGUCCGGAUCAAGGGCCACCACCCCAUCCCUCCCUUCUGUCGAUAAUGAGUUUAAGCUGGCCUCCCCAGAGAAGCUGGCAGGGUUAGCAUCCCCCUCCAGUGGAUACUCCAGCCAGUCAGAAACGCCAACCUCUUCCUUCCCAACAGCUUUCUUCUCUGGGCCUUUGUCUCCUGGCGGCAGCAAGAGAAAGCCAAAAGUACCAGAAAGGAAGUCGUCACUGCAGCCACAGCCACUGUCCAAAGACGGCACUGUGCCUGCAAGCAAAGACCUGGAGCUUCCCAUUAUACCUCCCACUCAUCUUGACCUAAGUGCUCUUCACAAUGUCUUGAACAAACCAUUUGCUCACAGGCACCAGCUGCAUGCGUUCAACCCCAACAAGCAGAGCAUGGUAGGAGAAGCGCUGACUCCCAAUCCUUCUGCCCUUGCCAUCACACCUUCCGUUCUAAAAUCUGUUCACCUUAGGUCCGUUAAUAAGCCUGAAGAGGUGAAGCAAAAAGCUAUCACUACAGAGCUGCUCUGCGUACAAGAAACCGCGCUACUGGGGAGCGAUGUCUCUCCGGGCAAGAUGAGGCCGCUCUUAGCUAAGAAGCCAAUAUCACGUCAGUAUGCCACCGAGGAGGCCAUGGUGUCAUAUAUUGACACCUCCCCAGCAGAAACGGGCCCUGGAAAACCACCUUUAGAAAAAAGCUCCUCAUUCAGUGGACAGAGUAACUGUGAGCAGGAAACUGUCACUUCAGCAAAUGUGGGUCUGGCUGAAAUUAAACCCCUGGCAGACCAAAUGCACCCGGCAACAGAGCAUUUGCCAGAAAACGCUCUAACUCAGACUUGUGCUAUUUCUUCAGAAGGGCUUCAGAAAGGCUCAUCUGUCCCCACAAAUGAUUAUGAAGCAAAGAAAACUAACUGGGGAGCAGAACAGGAAAGCAACCUUGGCCAAGUGCAGAUUCAGCAAGAGUUCACUGGAGGCUCUGAACAAAAGUUGGAAUCUGAACCUGUGGGUGAAACCUCAUCUCCAUCGGAGGGAGCUGACAUUAGCGAUCAGCUUAAGCACCAACUUGAUUUAAGCCACCGUGUGCCUGGGAGUAUCUGCUACGAAUCAGAGACAGCGACAGUAAAUUCACUCAGUGAAAAAAGUUCCAAGCAGGAAAAUGAUAUUGCAUCAGGUAUUACGACCAAAAGUGCCUCUGAUAACAGCAGGGCAGAUGAGAUGCUGGGGAGCACGGAAGAGCCUUCACUGAAAGAGCCUUCUCCGAGUGAUGAUUCCAUAAUUUCUCCAUUGAGUGAAGAUUCUCAGGCUGAGACAGAGGAUGUUUUUGUGUCUCCAAAUAAACCGCGCACUACUGAGGAUCUAUUUGCAGUUAUUCACAGAUCCAAGAGGAAAGUGCUGGGACGGAAGGAUUCUGGAGACCUGUCCGUACGAAACAGGUUGAGAGGCACAUGUGGGAGCAGCAACACGUUGGCACCAGCCAGCAGCGCCGCCCCUGCCAGCACUGUGCCGCCGGCCGCCGCCGGCGCGUCGCCCGCGAGCAGCCAGAGGUCCCCGGGGCUCAUAUACCGCAAUGCCAAGAAGUCCAACACAUCCAACGAGGAGUUUAAGCUGCUGCUCCUAAAGAAGGGCAGCCGGUCCGACUCUAGCUACCGGAUGUCCGCCACAGAGAUCCUGAAGAGCCCCAUCUUGCCCAAGUCACCCGGAGAGCUGCCCGCAGACGCCCCUGCGGCCCCAGAGGAGUCCCCCCAAGCGGGCAGCCCCGACGCGUCGUCCCCGCUUUCGCCCUGCUCGCCCAGAGUCAACGCGGAAGGGUUCUCCUCCAAGAGCUUCUCCAUGUCGGCAUCGUGCCGAGUGGGGCGCUCGCGGGCGCCCCCGGCAGCGAGCAGCAGCCGGUACAGCGUGCGCUGCAGGCUCUACAACACGCCGAUGCAGGCCAUCUCCGAAGGGGACACGGAGAACUCGGACGGCAGCCCGCACGACGACCGGUCCUCGCAGAGCUCCACGUAG